AUGGACAUGGCUUCUCCAUUUUCAGCUUCCUUCCUCCUCCUCUUCCUCCUAAUUCAACCAUUUGUUCUAAGUUUCAUCCAUUGUUCAUACAUAUCUGCCAUCGGGGAUCCCGGAAUGAAGAACCCAAAUGUCCGAGUGGCAUUGGAGGCAUGGAAUUCCUGUAACGAAGUUGGUGCCGAAGCUCCCACCAUGGGCAGCCCCAGAUUGGCCGAUUGCGCUGAUUUGCAGCCCUCAUCAGCUCCCACCAUGGUUGCCCACAAAGUAAACGAAUCAAUUAACAAACUCAAAGCCGGUGAAAAAUUCCCAUCGGAGCGAUUCAAGCCAUACACAGACCCAAAUUUAUACGCCGCGGAGAAGGAGCGCUAUCUGGGUUCAUUAUGCGAGGUCGAUGGCUCUUCAAAUCCAUGGAAUUUCUGGAUGAUUAUGCUGAAAAAUGGGAAUUUGGACAAGAAUUCUACGCUUUGUCCUGAGAAUGGUAAGAAGGUUAGUAAAAUUAAAACAGAGUUGAAGUUCCCCUGUUUCGGUGAAGGGUGUAUGAACCCACCUCUUGUUUGCCAUAACUAUUCGAGAUUGGUGUCUUUGGAGGACGGGAUGGUGUCUUUAAGUGGUGGGUUCUAUGGAACUUAUGAAGUUGAUGCUGAUUUGAGUAAUGGUAUAGGGAAAAAUUCUUACUUUUCGGUGUCUUGGCGGAAGAAUGUUACAACAGGGAGUUGGGUGUUCUUGAAUCGAUUGACGACGUCUUCUAAGUAUCCUUGGCUUAUGUUGUACCUUCGAUCUGAUGCAACCAAGGGCUUCAAUGGUGGGUAUCACUAUGAUGGUCGUGGCAUUAUGAGCAAGUUGCCUGAGUCCCCAAAUUUCAAGGUGAGGUUGACACUUGAUAUCAAAAGUGGUGGUGGAAAGGGCAGCCAAUUCUAUCUGCUAGACAUAGGAAGCUGUUGGAAGAACAAUGGAGAUCCUUGCAAUGGCGACACUACUACCGAUGUAACUCGAUACAGUGAAAUGAUUAUCAACCCCAAGACCGGUGGUACGUGCAAGCCGAGCAAUCUCAUGGCUUGUCCGCCCUAUCAUGUUAGUUCUUCGGGAGAGAAGAUAUACAGGAAUGAGACCUCGAGGUUUCCAUACUCAGCUUAUCAUCUGUAUUGCGGUCCUGGAAAUGCUAUGCAUUUGGAGAAACCAUGUGAACUUUGUGAUCCAUAUAGCAACCCGCAGUCUCAAGAGUUGGUACAGAUUCUUCCACAUCCUGAAUGGGCUGUUCAUGGCUAUCCUCAGAAGCAAGGUGAAGGAUGGGUUGGAGAUCCUAGAACUUGGGAGCUCGACGUUGGAGCUUUGUCCAAUCGCCUGUACUUCUACCAGGAUCCGGGAACGAAGGCAGCUAGGCGGAUAUGGAGUUCUAUCAAUGUUGGCACAGAAGUAUACUUCAGCGAAGGGGAGACAGCAGAGUGGAGCGUAAGUGACUUUGAUGUUUUGGUGCCUAAAGAUUAGAGAUGGAGGCUAGUCUCUCAUUUUAAGUUAAA
This is a messenger RNA of Cucurbita moschata (crookneck pumpkin), 1514 nucleotides long. RefSeq lists its product as uncharacterized. The transcript has 4 exons. The coding region runs from base 1 to 1482 and encodes 493 amino acids. NCBI's taxonomy places the organism in Eukaryota, Viridiplantae, Streptophyta, Magnoliopsida, Cucurbitales, Cucurbitaceae. The record is from RefSeq and is a predicted model, not a curated record.